Messenger RNA from Fusarium mangiferae, 1146 nucleotides. RefSeq lists its product as uncharacterized. Gene Ontology annotation, biological process: transport. The coding region runs from base 1 to 1146 and encodes 381 amino acids. The transcript is spliced from 4 exons. Gene Ontology annotation, molecular function: transmembrane transporter activity. Lineage: Eukaryota; Fungi; Ascomycota; Sordariomycetes; Hypocreales; Nectriaceae. The record is from RefSeq and is a predicted model, not a curated record.
AUGACCACUGGAGCUAAAUUGGCCCACCAAGAUGUCACAGGCCAUCAAUCGCAAUUGUCGUCACUAUCUCCAGCAACAACUUCUGCCAUCAGCAUGCCUCUCGGCGCUGGAGGGCGACGCGAUGGCGAGACCACGGCUUUGACUGCAACGGGUGCGGCCGUCUCUGCAGUACCGAAAAAUAGCCCUUCCAACCGUUUUGUUAAACGUUACCGAACAGAAAUCGCAGCCAGCUCUUCCAGCGUAUUCUCUACCCUCGCCGCUUUCCCACUUGACAGCGUCAAGACUCGCAUGCAGACCUACCACUACAAUGGAUUUCUCGACUGUGUUCGCAAAACAUAUCAUGCUGAGAAGCUUGGCGGCUUCUUUCGAGGCGUCACAGCACCGAUGGCAAGUAUAACGCUUGUCCGCACCGUCUCCUUUUCGAUCUACCAACGUGCCAAAUACUCUUAUUCAGCUUGGGUUAAGCGGAACUUCGGCUUUGAUAUCAUUGGCCAUGUUAAUCGCCCUGGCACAUAUCCGAAUCUCUACUCGGUCGCAUGCUUUGGCGCUGCUGGUGCGACCGCUGGCUCUUGUAUAACCUUUCUCGCCUGUCCUUUCGAGCUCACCAAGCUCAGUGCGCAGGUCUCUGUACUGCUCGCUGAACGCGGUUCGACCAAUAAAGGCAGUCACGCUGUGGCAGCUAGCUACCAAAAUAAGGGCACCUUACGGACAAUGGCGAACAUCAUAAAACACCGGGGUAUUUUUGGUCUGUAUACUGGCCUGAAGCUUCAUCUCCUUCGUGACACAUUAGGCACUGCUAUCUAUUUUAUGGUGUAUGAAAGCGGAAAACAAAUUGGAAAUACAUUGGCUGGCGAUCAUCCCAACAGUAACAAAGUGGCUGUUGUUGCCGCUGGCGGUAUGUGUGGUUUAGUAUCGUGGGCAAUGAUCUACCCGAUCGAUUCAGCCAAAAGCAUCUACCAGCGAAACUCGUUACUCUAUUCCAAAGGGGAAAAGGUCGAACCUGCGCCAAAGAUCGAAUUCUUCAAGCGUCAUAUGUACCGUGGCCUAGGAGUUUCUAUGAGCCGGUCAUGCGUUGUGAACGCCAUAUUUUUCUCGUCAUUUGAGUUUGUCAAGAAGCACAUCCAUCAAAUGGAUGAUGAGAAUUAA